Messenger RNA from Pocillopora verrucosa, 4511 nucleotides. RefSeq lists its product as uncharacterized. Gene Ontology annotation, biological process: lipid metabolic process. Gene Ontology annotation, molecular function: calcium ion binding. Lineage: Eukaryota; Metazoa; Cnidaria; Anthozoa; Scleractinia; Pocilloporidae. The record is from RefSeq and is a predicted model, not a curated record.
GCUCGCGCACCACAACUCACAACAGGUAUUCGGCUUUUCGACGGCUCUCACUUCACCGUGAAUAAUUCGCCCCUGCAGAUAUUUUUACAAUGUAGUCUUGCGUCGGCUUAGAAGCCUUAUAAGCGCCACUAAGAUGUUGGCUCUCGUUGAUGAAGCUAUCAAUUCACUAGAAGAUCAAUUUGGAUCAGGUUCAAACCAGAUGUCACUAGAUGCUCAGCAACGCAUUGUGGGAUAGUUUUUCCCGGCUAUGCUAAGAAGCAGAGAUCAGAACGCUAAUGGGGUGACACAGGGAGGAGUGAGGAAAAUAUCCGCGUCCAGAAAAUUUCACGAGAGUCGUAAGAUCGAGCCAACGGAUAACCCUCGAAUGGCGAACAGGCAUCUUAACGGGAACGCUAAACAUGACAUGCUGAACGGCCAGGUGCAGAAAAGAUCUACAACUUCUUUGGACCCACAUAGUUUCGUCGAAGCCGCGACGUUGCUUGGUAGUGUGGGGUCUCUCAAGGCAGCUGAGACAACUGAAAGAGUUCGACGAGGGAGCACAUCGUACGAAGAGGAUGUGUACAAAGGCCACCCUUUCCCGUUUGAGAAUUUGGUGUUUGAAGGCGGUGGAAAUAAAGGAAUGGCUUAUGUUGGGGCUCUGCAGGUGCUAGAAAAUGCCGGAAUCAUGAAGAAUGUUAAACGUGUAGCUGGAGCAAGUGCUGGGGCAAUCAUUGCAACUCUUAUAGCUCUUGGCUAUGACUCCAGUGAGUUAAGGGAAUUUCUGGAACAAGAUCUUCGCAGGAUCUUAGUUGAUCACACUUGUGGAUAUUGCAGUCUUCUUCCAAACUUACUGAAAGGUUUUGGUUGGAAUCCUGGCAAGAGAAUGUUACGAUGGUUUGGUGAACAACUUAAAGAGAGAACUGGCGAUGGGGACAUCACUUUUAAGGAAGUGUGGGAAAGAUUUGGCAAGGAGCUUUGCAUAGUUGUUACGAAUCUAAAUCAGAUGUCAGUGGAAUAUUUUCACCCAAAGACCACGCCAAAUACACCAAUCAGAAGAGCUGUCAGAAUGUCAGUUGCACUUCCAGGAGUGUUCCAGUGUGUUCGUGAAAUAAACAAUGAUUAUGAAGACGUCUAUGUUGAUGGAGGACUUCUGUGUAACUACCCAAUCCAUGCAUUUGAUGGUUGGUGGCUUUCCAUGGACCCUAAAGACACUUUUUUCAAGAAGCUUCAACCUCUGGAGGAUUUUGCAAAACUCUUUGAAAAGUCCGAGAGGUUUGGGAGUUGGAACCAGAAAACAUUAGGAAUAGUCCUGUAUUCUCAUACAGAGACCGAGUUGAUGAAGACAUUGCUCACAGAGCGAGAAGGAAACAAGCCUCCGAAACCACCUGUCACCAAACUUGCGAAGCAAAGGCUGAAAUUACAGCAUCAACAGGCCAUUAUGCACCAGGAACACGCCACAAUGGUCAAAGCUGUUGGCAGAUUCAUGGCGGAAUUACAAAGAAACAAUUUAGACGAAGACAGCAUUAUCAAUUUAAAGGAACUGAGAGGAGUCUUCAAGAACCCUUUGGAGUUCACCAGAGAAGAUGCAGAGUUGUUAUUUGGAACAGACGCCGAUUACAAAGCCGCCUUUGAAGAACUGGACACGGACGAAGACGGCGAGAUCACUUUUCAAGAAUUAAUGGCAUUUAUCGAAAAAAAGGGAGUAAAUCUACAAACAAGAUUCUUGGGUUAUGCUAGAAAGGAUAUCAAACACUUAGGAGAGUUUAUACAGACGUUGCAGACUGCGUUAUCAGUGAAUGUGAAAAGAGUCUAUGUAGAGAAAAAAGACGUGGAAAGAACUAUUGGUAUCGACACGGACUACAUCGAGACGAACGACUUUAACCUAGAACAAGCUGACAAAUGGUUCCUCAUCGAAUCUGGUAGAAGAGCAACGAAAGCGUUUCUGAGGGAGUACACACUACGCGGUGUUAGGGAGAAAGAGAAGCAGAACAUUCGAAGAAUUUCUAACCAAAAAUCCAGCGUCACAGUGCAGGUCAGAUGCGCUAAUGAUUCACCGGACACACAUGACAAGCCACGUGAUCGUACAGACUCAACAAAUUCAACCAUCGACAAACAACGACGGUCGGUGUCUUCGGUAGCAUCUUUAGAGACGAACUUUACCACGGAGGGUGCUCGAAAAGGCUCGGGUGUUCGGUUACCUCCGCUGUCACACGAGAAGGGGGGGCGAUCGUGGGUAAACCCUCCUUCGAGUGAAAGAUUAGGAUCUGGUGAUAGCGUAACUAGCACGCGAAAAGUUGACGUGGACGUGGGACGAAGUCCGAGGAUCGGCGGCCGAGUUACAGCCAAAGUCGGUGAUUUAAGUGGUAGUUAGUUUUAUUUAUUGCGUUUUAAAGGCUGUUUGACCAAGUUGAGGAACAGCUUCGGUAAACGUUUAUGACGCGAUCGUAGUUUCGCCGCAUUGGCGACGCAGGUAAAUAAGGUGUUACAAAGAAAAUUCAAUAUUCUUCUUUGCAUCAACGAUUUUUCAUGCAAUGUUUGCUGCAAUUUAUGCAGCGAAUUUACAUUUAGAAGUCACUCCUACAAGUAAGUUAGAGGUUUUUUAUUCAACAUAUGCAGCUUUGCCUCUGAAAGUUAUGGAGGAGUGAAAUGCGUCACAUCACAGGCAGCCCAAGCUCUAGCUCUGAGAUAAUCAUCUUGCGAAAUAAGAUUCAUGGCGAAAUUAUAAGAAUGUGUAUGGGAAUAUUUACGACUCCUCUUACGAAUUAAAAAAAUACAGUCCAUUUCUCAAUAAAAAUACCUGACCUUCUACAGUGCAUCGCUUGUUAUCUGACCGCUUACCAUGAUGAAGAGGACCCAGGUUAGCGAGUUAUCCAUUUCUAAGUUUAUUACGUACAUAAGAGAAGCUUCUCUUAUGAAAGUGAUAGGAUUUUUUUAUUCCUAAGAGCGGUCGUAAAUAUUCCCAGUAUUCCCAAUAUUCCCAUACAAACUCUAAUAAAUUCGCUGACUCUUAUUUCGCAAAAUGAUCAUCUCACAGCGGGAGCUUGGGCCGCCUGUGGUCACACGAGACCCUCCAAUUACAUAAUAUCAGUUCAAUCAGUCGGCACCUAAAUGAUUAUCACUGCGAAAACAACAUCUCUGUUUUCAGAGGGGUGGGGUGGAGUUUAGAAGAGGUUGAUGUAAAUUUUGUUUAUUUUAUAUGUAAACAUACAACGUCAAUAUAAUAUGUACAGGUGUAGAGUCGGUAGAGCAGUUACUACAGUUGUUAUGAAGGAAAGUUACCGUAGGUUCGUUUUCGGGAUCUCUUCUCGUCUCACUCAUCCCAACCCCUCUCUUCAUUCCUAUCGGAUAACAUUGGGAGACAGGGAGAGAUCCUGGUGACCAGGUUACGUUGAUGAUGGCUUCUGUGUGGCUGGGGGGUGGGGGGAGGUCGAAUUCUCUUAAAGCGAGUGAGAGAGGGUAAGUGAGGGUAUACAUAGACUUGUCUUUAGAUCGUCAUUAAAAAACUAGUUUAGGCCUGUUUAAAAAGUAAAAUGUGUUGAAAUGAAUUAUUUGGUUAUGCUGUAACAAAUUGGCAUUGUUUGGUCGUUAAUGCCCUGAUCAAGGCGAAGCUUCAACAUCUUACCGCGGGCAAUCAACAUGCAUUUGACUGUCAUCCGUACUUGGAAAUAACGAAUUUGGAUCUUGCCUGGGAGAGGUGGGGAAUUGUGAACUGAAAUUGUCAAGUUUUUUUGGCUGAAUGCACGUGUUUUAUCAUUAAACGUGGAAGUGUUUAAGGUAAAAUGUACACUUUGGCAAUCGAGUGGCUCAGAAGAAAAGGUCUGCAAGGUCUGAUCUUCCUUUUAGAUUAAAGUUUGACCAUCAAAUCCAGCAUUUGGGUGUGGCAUUUAAACACAAGCUGCUCGAAAGGAUGUUGAAGAUUCGAAUUGACGCAUAAACUGUAUUUACACUUAAGUCACUCGUGUAUUUGGUGUUUUUGUCACACACUGAUGAGGGUUACAUAUUUUGUUAAAUUUAUUUGUACGUCUGGGUCAGCAAGAUUGUGGAAGUAGAAAGUGGUGUUUUAAAGUUAAACUGCAAAAUGACUUGUUACCACAAUAACGACCUAACUUCAGGUUCGUUAUUUUUAAAGCUUGAACGCUGUGAGCCCUUUCCGACCUCCUUCAAGGAAGGUGCAAAUUCGAGUCUCUCUCCUGGAAAUAAUGUGACUUGCAACUUUGACUUGCAUUCGGAAUUGUUCGGGACUCGUCGUACUCUAAUCUAAAAACAUUGGAUCAGGUCGGGCUUUCAAUUAUCGUCAGUCGGCUGUGUUACGGUUUGAUUUAAGUUGUAAACAUGCAGGCAUUGAGCUGAAUGGAAUUCUGGGACAGAAAAAAGUUUGUCACCAAGCUACCAGGAUGUGAACAGCAAACGAUCUUAAAAUUAUUCAAAUAUAUAAUGUUAUUUAAAAUCAGGUAAAAAAUUGAUUUGUAAAUGGAUUAUCUUUUUCAAUUAUAUGAUCAUUUAUUAUUUCACAUGUUCUUUUUGACGUAUUG